Molecule: messenger RNA, 2170 nt
Organism: Elgaria multicarinata webbii
Lineage: Eukaryota; Metazoa; Chordata; Lepidosauria; Squamata; Anguidae
Gene: BMX
Product: BMX non-receptor tyrosine kinase
Exons: 19
Coding region: 155-2128 (657 amino acids)
Biological process (GO): intracellular signal transduction; adaptive immune response; protein phosphorylation
Cellular component (GO): plasma membrane
Molecular function (GO): non-membrane spanning protein tyrosine kinase activity; ATP binding; protein binding
Source: RefSeq, a predicted model, not a curated record
AGUGAUAUUGGAUGGUAUGAAUAGCAUGCAAAUAAUUUCUGGCAGACAUGCCCACAUUGGUUAAAUAUGUAAAAGAAAGACGCACUGGGAAGGAUACUUCCUCUUGAAGCUAUCAUAAGGAAGAGAAGAAUAUUGUCCCUGUAGAAAGUGCCACAUGGAGGACCCUAAAAUGGAAUAUACAGAGAUCGUUCUUGAAGAGCUGCUGAUAAAAAAGUCUCAGCAGAAGAAAAAAAUAUCCCCCAACAAUUACAAGGAACGGCUGUUUGUUCUUACAAAAACAAGCCUCUCCUACUAUGACUACGACUAUGACAAAGAGAAAAAAGGAACCAGAAAGGGGUCAAUUGACGUUAAGAAAAUUCGAUGCGUUGAGGCAGUGGAUCUUGAGGAACAAACCCCUCCAGAAAGGCAAUAUCCCUUCCAGAUUGUGUACAAAGGCGGCCUACUGUAUGUUUUCUCUGGAAAUGAAGAGAGUCGAAGACGAUGGUUGGAAGCUUUGCACAGAGAGAUUCAGGACAAUGCAGAUUUACUAAACAAGUACCACAAAGGAUUCUUUUCCAAUGGGAAGUUCCUGUGCUGCAAUCAGGCUUGCAAAGCAGCUCCCGGGUGCACAAUCUGGGAAAAAUACUCCAGCCUACACAGCUCAAGCAGUGCAGUGAAACCGCUCCCACCUGUACCAGGGCGACUGAGCAGGGAACACAGUCAUCAGCCUCCAGGUCUAACAUCUGAUAAGUCACUUCUGAAAGAAGCACUAGCUGUUUAUAAUUAUGAACCCAAAGGAAAUUCUGAUGUUCAGCUUGUGAGAAACAACAAGUAUUAUGUUUUGAAAGAUGAGGAUCCUGACUGGUGGCAAGUGAGAGACUUGGAAGGAAAUGAAGGCUUUGCUCCCCGGGCCUACUUGAAAGAGAUAUCCCAGGCCACGGAUGAAUCAGGGGGAAAAACUGAGACAGCAUCAUCUGAAGAGGAGGAAAACAUUGCUAACUAUGAUUGGUAUGCUGGUAGCCUCUCAAGGGCCCAGGCGGAACAACUGCUGCUGCAGAAGGGGAAAGAAGGUGCUUUUAUGGUUCGUAAUUCCAGUCAUGUGGGGAAAUACACCAUAUCAGUACUCAGCAUGACCUAUGGAGAUAAAAAAGGAAUAGUUAAACAUUAUCAUGUUCAUGUAAACAAUGCAAACCAGUUUUACCUGGCUGAGAACUACUGUUUCAAUUCUCUCCCCAAGCUUAUUCACUAUCAUCAACACAAUUCAGCAGGUGUGGUUACAAGGCUUCGACAUGCAGCAUCUACAAAGGAAAACAAUGUUCCAUCCACAGCAACUUUAGGAAAUGGACCCUGGGAGCUCAAGCGUGAAGAGAUUGUCUUGCAGAAAGAAAUUGGGAGUGGUCAAUUCGGAGUGGUACAGGUGGGAAAAUGGAAAGGAAAAUAUGAUGUUGCUGUUAAAAUGAUCAAGGAAGGAUCGAUGUCUGAAGAUGAAUUCAUAGAAGAAGCUGAGACCAUGAUGAAGCUGAAGCACCCCAAACUUGUUAAACUGUAUGGCGUCUGCACUAAGACAUAUCCCAUCUAUAUCGUGGCUGAAUACAUGGCCAAUGGCUGCUUACUUAGUUAUUUAAAAAGCCAUGGGAAAGAGCUACAUCCCUUUCAGUUUGUGGAGAUGUGUUUCCACGUUUGUGAAGCAAUGGCUUUCCUGGAGAGCCAUCAGUUCAUACACCGAGACUUGGCUGCUAGGAAUUGCCUGGUUGAUACUGACUUAACAGUGAAGGUGUCUGACUUUGGAAUGACAAGGUACGUGCUGGAUGAUCAGUACAUCAGUUCCUUAGGAACAAAAUUUCCUGUGAAGUGGUCAGCACCGGAAGUGUUUCAUUACACCAAGUUCAGCAGCAAGUCUGAUGUCUGGGCCUUUGGAAUCUUAAUGUGGGAGGUGUUCACUUUGGGGAAACAACCCUACGACCUGUAUGACAACAUGCAGGUGAUCGAGAAGGUUUGCCACGGUUAUCGGCUCUAUCGGCCACAGUUGGCUUCUGAGGCCAUCUAUCAAAUCAUGUAUAGCUGCUGGCAUGAGUUGCCUGAAAAACGGCCCACGUUUCACCAUCUGCUUUCACUCAUGGAACCUCACAGAGAAGAUGACAAACCUUGAAAAACAGCCCAUCUUCAGUGGAGCCCCCCUCUCACUUCCCCC